AUGUCUAGGCGACUAUCAGCCAUGUUCUCGGCUGCGGGCUUUGCACAGCCCGACAGCAAAUCCUCCACGCGCGGCGACUCUCCUCGAAAACUAUCUCCAUCAGACACCUCGCAAGUUCACAAGUCUUCAGCACCAGACGACGUUUCACGAUCUCGAUCACCUUCCAAGCUAUCCAAGCAAGCUCCCGCGUACAACGAGGCGCGCAGACAGUCCACACAGUACCUCAUGACGCCAGAGUUCACUCUGCCCAGUUUGCGGGACCUCGAAAAGGACGACAUKUACCUCCCUCAGCUCCCACCUCCACCAUAUGUCAUGACAGACUCUGAAGACAGAUCGAGACCCUCAUCUCGCUCGGCCAACCGWUCCAUGACGCCCACGCUGGUCCUGCCAGGCGAUGCCGCUCCUUCCUUGUCAUCUCCGGGAGGUGAAGUGCUGCAGAAGAAGAAGCAACAUUGGUGGAGUAAGAGCGAGGACACAAAUCGUGAUGCGAGCAAAGGUCCGAUUGCGUGGAUCGCGGGACACGCACAGAACUUGCCGUAUGAUGUUUCAGGCCUUGUAAAUGCGAAACCGAUGCAAGAACUUUGGAACGAAGAAGGCAACUGUACAGUUUAUCUUUUCCCUCGGGUCUCCAACAAGGGACCAUCGUUCAAGGUGGACUCUGCUGUGUUUGCCUCUUCUUCAGUGCUCACCAAACUCGCAUUCGGUGAAUUUCACAACGACACGAGGGGUGUAUCGGGCGAUCGAAGGCAAAUACCUCCGGAAACGCGUGCGCGAGGCCUGUCACAGCACGACCCUGCAACUCCGUCAAUCAGCUCGAGACGCAACGGCGAGACCAACGGCUCCACUUCAUCACAUGAUUCAAACGGACGACAGUCAAACUUCUCCUACUCCUCCCAGCAGACAGAUCUAUAUUUCCCCAUCAAGCUCGGCAGUGAUGGAGCAGCGGAAACUUCGACAGCAAAGGCCGGCGAUCGGGCCACGAUGGAGGAUCUCCAAACACUGGUGGACUACCGCAACUUUUUCGCAUUCCUCUGCGGGCAGUCUCUAGUCGCAACGGAGCGGAGGAGUUCGUUCUUCAGCAUCUUUAUGACCAUUGCUGGAAUACUCAGAUCGUACCAAUUCACCAACGCCGAUGGCUCUUCUUAUGGCGAGGUGUGCAACGCUAGCUUUGACGCUUAUGUCACAGAGCUUGGACUGGCGGACGUCAGGACUAGUCGAGAGAAGACCAUUGAAGGUAUCGUUCUGGGUGAGCGCAUGAAGAACGUUCUCCUCUACAAUGAAGCUUUCACGCAUGCUGUUGGCAAGCACGGCGAUCUCGUAGCGCUCAAGAGUCCCAAGUUCAACAUGAUUUCGCCCAUCUCCCAGAAUCGGCUCGUGCGAGCGUCCAUGGACCUGGACAAGCGGGUCGCAUCAAUACGGCUUGUCAUGACAGAUUUUGACUUUCCAUUCCUCUUCUCUGGAAUCAUGAGCAGCAAAACAUCGAUUGAGAGGAAGGAGGGAGUGCGGUUCGAUGCGUGGAAGGAGAGCUUUCUUGGCAUGCGCCGAUUUAUGCUCGGUCUGCUCAAGCAACGAUAUGGAGAUUGGCCACCCAAGGCUAGUAGCAAAAAGAAUUCGCUUGAAACAUCGGGUUUGAAUCGGAUCGUGCUGCGCGACGUUUACAACGAUUUGGCGUCAAUGUAUGACCUACUCGUCGACAGAACUAGCCUCACUACCAGGACCAUAGAUGGCCAAAGUUUGGACGACGCCAGAGACGAGCCGCUUGUUCGAGGCUUGAGGGCCAUUCUCUCCGAGUAUGAUCGCUCCUCACCACCCGUGAAGCCACCGGUUCCAUUCGACUUGCCCCGGUUGCCAACAUUAAGAUCGACACGAAAAGAUUUCGGAGCGGGAGAUGCGAAGCAGGACGCCAAAGCUAUGAACAAAAAGAUCAAGGAUGAAGAGAUCUCUCAAAUGUUGCGCGCCAGCUGGAAUGAGGACGCAAUCGCCACUCCAUUCGUCAACGCCUUCCRGGAGAUGGAGAAGCGGGCCGCUCAUGGUUGCACGCCUGCCGAGAUUCAAGAUCUGCGAGUCGGUCAGUGGAUUUUCAUGUAUACAGUCCUGCAAGCUCUCCCCAUGCUGGCAUGCGAUGCGCCUGGUUUGAAGUGGACUCACGCUGUGGAGUACUUCCUCUGCGCUCCACCUCGAUCUGGUGUGCCCUGGGCAGACCAAGGAGCUGGGAACUCGGGCGCGGGUCAACGAACAUGGUUUUCUGUUGGCGGAGCAGGCGGCGGAGUGGUUUCACUACCUUCUGAUGUUGUUGAACACGGAGUUGAGGGAAUCUACCGACGAAGUCAUUGCUGGAGUAUGGCGGAGCAAUGGUGCGCAGCAAAUCCUAUUUUGAGCCAAGCAUUGCAAAUGCAGCAGAGCAGUGGUGGUGCAGAGUAUGAGCCCGAACCGCCGGGUCCGCAAGCUUCGCUACGUCCCACAAGCGUAUACAGCGAUCGAAGCACAUCCAACAAGCGACACUCGAGCUUUGGUCUUGGGUUGGAAGCYCUCCCUCUGCCCUCGGGAAUUACACCAGACGGAAGCGCUCCCAGCUCAAUGGAGAGACCGAGAACGCCGACUCAUUCUGUGGAUGCUAGCAAGACUUUUGACGCCAUCCUGGGAGGUGUUCCUGAUACAGGGAAGGGGAAGAAAAAGGGAAAGAAGUGA
Ramularia collo-cygni is the source of this 2688-nucleotide messenger RNA. RefSeq lists its product as uncharacterized. The transcript has a single exon. The record is from RefSeq and is a predicted model, not a curated record. NCBI's taxonomy places the organism in Eukaryota, Fungi, Ascomycota, Dothideomycetes, Mycosphaerellales, Mycosphaerellaceae. The coding region runs from base 1 to 2688 and encodes 895 amino acids.